AUGGCAACAUUGAGCAUUGGCGAGGCAGAUACCAAGGAUGUUCUUGACUCUGAAAAAAUUUCAGAUCGAACCUCUGUUGAUUCUUCCCAGGAUUUUAUUGACGAGAAGGCAUUGGCUGAAAAAGCUGAGGCUGUAGCUCUUCAGGUUAUUUCUACCCGCGAUGAUCCUGACCUACCUAUCUUAACAUUUCGCGUCGCUCUAUUGGGCCUUGGCCUAAGUGUUUUCUCAUCGGUUCUCUCUACCAUAUACACCUUCAAACCCCAGAAUGCUACCGUUUCGCAAUUGUUCUGUCUGAUAAUUGCGUACGUUCUGGGAAUUGGCAUGGCGGCCCUUCCGUCUCACGGCGCAUGGAGGUACAUCAACCCAGGGCCUUUCAACAUCAAAGAGCAUACUGUCAUCGUCAUUAUGUCUUCGACCGCAUCUAGUGUAGCAGUGGCGAUGGAAGUUAUAGCUGCACUUGAUCUUUUCUACGAUCUACGCCUUAACUCUGCUGUGGCCGUGUUUUCUAUUUUUUCUACCCAAAUGCUAGGUGAGUGGAGCUCCCAUGUUUUGAGAACAUUUUUGGUUUACCCUACCUACGCUUUCUACCCGUCCUACAUAUCGGUAGUCAACUUGCUCCAAAGCUUACACUUCGGAGGAGCGCUCAAUAUGAAAAGGAGAAGGUUCUUUUGGAUUGUGUUUGCUGCAAUUUUCUUCUGGGAAUGGAUCCCGCAGUACGCGUUUCCUCUUCUUACUGCCAUCUCUGUGGUAUGCAUGGUCGAUAAUGGCCGUCACGACUUCAUCCGCAAUCUCUUUGGUGCAGGAUCUAGUAAUGAAGGACUUGGACUCCUAUCUUUCAGUACAUCCUGGACGCUAAUCACUCAAGGCACCCCUCUCGUAUGGCCCCUUCAGACCCGUGGGUACAUAUAUAUCGGAAUGGGCCUAGGAUAUCUUUUCCUGACUGGGGGCUACUACCUGAAUGUCUUUAACGGUCGGAGCAUACCGUUCAUGUCCACCUCCUUGUUCGGCGAAGAUGGCGCCAGCUACAAUCAAUCGGCUGUCAUUGACUCAGAUUUCAAGCUCAAUACCGAUGCUUUAGCCACCAUAGGCCUUCCACGGUACACGACAACAUACGCACUAUCUCAGUUAUUCUACAAUCUUUCGCUCGGUUCGGCAUUUACAUAUGUUGUAAUAUGGCAUUGGGCAGAAUUAAAGGCCGCAUUUGGAGGCCUAAAGUUCUUAAGAAGGGGCCACGCAGAUGUCGAUGAUCCUCAUUACAAAGCUGAAGUCCCUCAGUGGGCUUAUGGUCUGCUAUUCUUUGCUUCAUUGGCUGUAGGAAUUGGCUGCAGCUAUGCUGGUCCUCAUGGAACAGUGCUCAUUCCGGCAUGGAGCAUAAUUCUUUUCACAAUCCUGAGUUGGUUUGUGGCGAUAGUGUUAGGAUUCAUUACGGCGACCACCGGGUUUAGCAUAUCCAUCAAGUACGCGAUCCAGAUUAUUGCUGCAUUCCUUCACCCAGGGAAGCCGAUUCCUGUUAUGUACGCGAACCUAUUUGGUAACAGCACGUCGUUCCAAACUUUGUAUCUACUUCAAGAUCUCAAAUUGGGCCAAUAUACCAAAGUGCCGCCUAGAAUGACCUUUUUUGCUCAGAUGGCGGGGUCGAUCAUUGGCUCAAUUUUCAACUUUACCAUGAUGAAAAUCAUCGUUACCAAUAAUAGAGAAGUCUUGAAAGAUCCUAUAGGAACUCGCAUUUGGAGCGGAUGGGUGAUUCAACAAUACAAUUCUGCAUCAGUAGCUAUGGGCGCUCUGGGAAAGGAGCUCUUUUCGUUCGGAAAACCUGCUGGAUAUUGGAUUAUUCCAUUUGCAAUGUUUUUGGGGAUAUUUCUUCCUUUACCAUUCUAUGUGGUAUGGAAGCUUUCGAAGCCAAACUCAAGGCUUGCGAGGGUUAUGAAAUAUAUCAAUAUACCGGUUAUUGCGCUUUAUAUGGGAUGGCUCCCUUACUCCGUUAAUGGACAGUGGUGGUCGUGUGUAGUGAUUGGCAUCUUUUCUCAAUGGUGGCUCAGGACAAGGCGCCCUCGCUGGUUUGUGAAGUACAACUACCUCAUGUCGGCAGCCCUCGAUGGUGGCAGUCAAGUGAUCCUUUUCAUACUGUCUUUUGCAGUAUUUGGUGCGAGCGGAAAUGCUAUCUCGUUCCCGACGUGGUGGGGAAACAGUGAUACAUUAAGUGUCGACAGGUGCGACUGA
Psilocybe cubensis is the source of this 2220-nucleotide messenger RNA. RefSeq lists its product as uncharacterized. Gene Ontology annotation, biological process: transmembrane transport. The transcript is spliced from 24 exons. The record is from RefSeq and is a predicted model, not a curated record. Gene Ontology annotation, molecular function: oligopeptide transmembrane transporter activity. Bases 1 to 2220 code for a protein of 739 amino acids. NCBI's taxonomy places the organism in Eukaryota, Fungi, Basidiomycota, Agaricomycetes, Agaricales, Agrocybaceae.